GGAGCUCAGCGCCGGGAUCCCCGGGCGGGCUAUUCUCGUGUUCGGGCCGGUGUUCGAAGCGGCGGCAGCCUCCUGAGCCCUGCGUCGGAGCAAUGGCAGGAAAGCCUGGGGGGAACCAGCUGUGUAACGUGGGCCGGCGGGCUGGGUAGACCAAGUCAUCGGAUCUAGCGCUUUGGGCUCUAGCAUCGGCUCCGUGGGCAAGUCACGUAGAUAGAAUUUGAGUGCUUAAAAUUAGGCACCGGAAUGUGGGUUUAGACGCCACAAGGAAACUAUGAAAAAGGCUUUGAAGCUAACCCACUGCUCCACUAUGAGAUAGGAAUUGAUACCAUUGUGCAGAUGGAGAAACUGAGGCACACAGGUGUUAAGAUCACUAUGGCAACUGGAAGAAAAGUGAUGAGAGCAGUUAAAGUUUCUGAAUUUGGUGGACCUGAAGUGCUUAAGCUCCUGUCAGAUGUUUUAUUGCCGAAUCCGAAAGAAAAUCAGGUCUUAAUUAAAGUCCAUGCAUGUGGCAUAAACCCAGUGGAGACGUAUAUUCGUUCUGGUGCUUAUGCUAGAAAACCAGCUUUACCUUACACUCCUGGCACGGAUGUUGCUGGAGUAAUUGAAGCUGUUGGGGAGCAUGUAACUGUAUUCAAGAAAGGUGACAGGGUUUUUACUAAUGGUACCAUCUCUGGUGGCUAUGCAGAUUAUACAGUUGCUGCAGCGGACACAGUCUUCCCCUUAUCAGAUAAAUUAGACUUCAAGCAAGGUGCUGCCAUUGGAAUCCCAUAUUUCACUGCUUACCGUGCACUCUUCCAAAAAGGGCAUGCCAAAGCAGGGGAAACUGUGCUAGUCCAUGGGGCAAGUGGAGGAGUUGGAAUAGCAACCUGCCAGAUUGCCAGAGCUUAUGGUUUAAAGGUUUUAGGCACAGCUGGAACUGAAGAAGGAAUGAACAUAGUUUUGAGAAAUGGAGCCCACAAAAUGUUUAAUCACAGAGAAGCUGAUUACGUUGAUAACAUUAAGGAAUUCAGUGGUGUGCAGGGAGUUGAUGUGAUAAUAGAAAUGCUAGCUAAUGUUAAUCUUGCCACUGACUUACAACUACUGUCACCUGGAGGAAGGGUGAUGAUUGUGGGGAGUAGAGGUCCAAUUGAAAUAAACCCCAGGGACACUAUGAUGAAAGAAUCAAGCAUAAUAGGAGUUAGUCUGUUUUCUGCAACUAAGAAGUUGAUGUAUGAAUGUGAAACAGCGCUUCUUGCUGGUAUAGAAGCUGGCUGGCUUAAACCUGUAGUUGGCUCUGAAUAUCCAUUGGAAAAAGUGGCGAAGGCUCAUGAACACCUCAUUAACAGCAGUGGUGCUUUGGGAAAGAUGGUACUCCUUAUAUGAUAAGUCAUGUAAUAAAGUUUCUUUCCAUUUAUAUUGUGGCUGUUCUAAUUACACCCUUGCCUGUAUGCUUCAUUUAGCAUGUUUUACAAAACAUAGGGUUGAUCACAGAUAUUUUAUAGUAAUAGCAAGUCUAAUUUAGACAGGGAGGAUACCUUAAAUGAACAUACUUUUUUUAUGUAAUGAAAAGCAGUGUCAGAUUUAAGCUUCUAAAUACUCUUUCCCCUCCCCCCAUCCCCAAUUUGGCUGACCUGAAAAUUGCAUCUUUUUCCUUUCUGCGUUGGUCUUGUCACUGAUACCUGUUCUGUCCUAUCCAGGUUGGAAUAUUGUACAAUACUGUACUUAUUGCUUCCCUUGAAUACUACAGGGAAGCUUUAGCUAGUGCAGAAUGUGGCUUUCAGUCUGCCUUUUAAAGUGGAGCGACAUAUAUGUGUAAGUAGAGCUCCAUGUGUUCUGUAGCCACAAAAUAUGUUGCUAUUCAGCAUCUGCCACAGAAGUGUACUUUAGAAUCCAAACUUCGAUUUUACAGUCAUUAACUUUCUGGCCCUUAUGAUUGCUAAGAGCCUCCCAGAUGUGAAUUGAAUGUAAACAGGGGCAAUGUUGUAUGCCUGAAUCUGACUAAACAAUAUCCUGAAAGGUGUAAUUGACCAAAGUAUCCCAGUAGGAUGGUGACUGUGAAGCCCAAUGUCAUCAUUCAUUAUUUUACUACUGAUCUCGUUUUAGCAGAAAUAGCCAGAUAACGUGCUGAGUCCUUGCUGUUGAAAGGGAGGGCAAUGAGGAGUUCAAUGCCCUCCCUCUUUCUUUUGAAUUUAAAGUCAGCUCCCUCAUAAUGGGAGGGAAAGAAGAGCUGCCUCCCUCCUGAGUGCCAAGAAUUCAAGCUGUCUUUCCCUAACCAUCAGUCCCUUUCAUGGAUACAAAAAUAUGCAGCAUAUUGAAAAUGUGACCACUCUGUAAAACAAAUGAAUGUACUGUAAAAUGAGGACCUCUGUACUGAUUGUAUUAUUCUUCAUAUCUAAUGCAAUAAAAAUCUGAAUUUGUUAAUCUGCAGCAGAAAUUUGCGUUUGCCACACCAGAAUGCCACACCAGAAACUAGGGGAUGUUGCAGCAGAAUCCAGGUCUAACUUGCCUACAUUUUGUAGUCCUAUUUGAUGGUCACUUCAUGAAUGAAUUUAAUCUCUUUAUGUUGUGGCCCAGGACAAGUACUAAUAAUCAGAUAUGGCUAUUUUGGUUUAACUGCUAGUCAGUGUUCUUGGUUGGCAAUAUCAAUAAACAGUAAACAAACGGUUAUACAA
This is a messenger RNA of Dermochelys coriacea (leatherback sea turtle), 2651 nucleotides long. It is a transcript of the gene CRYZ, whose product is annotated as crystallin zeta. Gene Ontology annotation, molecular function: quinone reductase (NADPH) activity; NADPH binding; mRNA 3'-UTR binding. NCBI's taxonomy places the organism in Eukaryota, Metazoa, Chordata, Testudines, Dermochelyidae. The record is from RefSeq and is a predicted model, not a curated record. Gene Ontology annotation, cellular component: cytosol. The coding region runs from base 337 to 1362 and encodes 341 amino acids. The transcript is spliced from 9 exons.